AAAUGGACAUUGAAGAAUACCGCAAGAGAGGCAAGGAGAUGGUGGACUACAUCGCCGACUACCUCACCAACAUCCGGCAGAGGCGUGUGUUCCCGAACGUCAAGCCGGGCUACAUGCGCGAGCUCGUGCCAGACCACGCACCCAGAAAGGGAGAAUCGUGGGACGACAUCUUUAAGGACAUCGAACGCGUCAUCAUGCCCGGGGUGACCCAUUGGCAGAGCCCCUACAUGCACGGCUACUUCCCGGCCCUCAAUUCGCCGCCGUCGCUGUUAGGCGACAUGUUAGCCGACGGAAUCACCUGCCUCGGCUUCACCUGGGCGGCGAGCCCAGCGAGCACCGAACUGGAGACGAUAGUUCUGGACUGGUUGGCGAAGGCGAUCGGACUGCCCGAUCACUUCUUGCACUCGAACCAACACAGCCGAGGAGGCGGUGUCAUUCAGACCACGACCAGUGAAGGCACGUUGGUGUCGCUGCUGGCGGCGCGAUCAGAUAUGAUUCGCAGCCUGCGUCACGAGUAUCCGGACACUGACGACAGCGACAUCAACGCACGCCUGGUGGCCUACUGCUCGGACCAGGCACACUCGUCAGUGGAGAAAGCCGGACUCAUAGGCAUGGUGAAGAUGCACUACAUCGAUUCGGACGACGACCUCAGCAUGCGCGGCUGGGCGCUCAAGGAAGCCAUGGACAGGGACCGGGCAAAAGGCCUCAUUCCUUUCUUCGUGUGCGCCACUCUCGGCACAACUGGCGCAGUCGCUUUCGACAACCUUCUAGAAGUGGGAGAAUUAUGCGAGCGCUAUUCGGUGUGGCUUCACGUGGACGCCGCGUACGCCGGUUCUGCCUUCAUCUGCCCCGAAUAUCGACACUGGUUGCGCGGAAUCGAAUACGCUGACUCGAUCGUCGUCAACACGUCCAAGUGGAUGAUGGUUCACUUCGACUGCAGCUGCCUCUGGGUGAAAAACAGCAGCACAGUCCACCACGCGUUUAAUGUUGAGCCCCUCUACCUGCAACACGAAAAUUCUGGUUACGCGGUGGACUUUAUGCACUGGCAAGUGGGUCUAAGCCGUCGAUUCCGAAGCCUCAAGUUGUGGUUCGUCCUGAGGAGUUAUGGCGUGGAUGGUCUUCAAGACCACAUUCGCAGGGGCGUUGAGAUGGCCGAGCUCUUCGAGAGCCUCGUUGAAGCAGACAAGCGUUUUGAGAUUCCCUCCAAGCGUCGCCUUGGUGUCGUCGUCUUCAGGCUGAAGGGCCCCAACGCGACCACGGAGAAAUUACUUAAGCGCCUGAAUGCGGGUGGCAAGCUGCACUGCGUGCCGGCCGCCUUCAAGGGCAAGUACGUGAUCCGCUACGUGGUGACGUCGACGCACACCAACGAGAAGGACAUCUUACGCGACUGGGAGAUCAUAUGCCAGACGGCCGACGAGGUGGGCCCACACCGCAUCACACUCGCCGAACUCAAGAAGCAGGAUCCCGAAUUCGGGUCGAGCCUGUUGCUGUCCAACAGCCCGAUGACACCCAAGGUGGUCAACGGCAGCUACGUGGCGCUGUUCGAGGGCGAGGAGGCGCUGAGGCAGCUGGUGAGCCGCUACUCGAACCGCUUCUCGCUCACCAGCAAGGAGAGCCCCGAGCUGCGACGCCGCGUGCGCCGCUUCAUGCUCUCCCAGAAGCAGCUCAGCCUCGACUCGCGCAUGGACCUCGUCAACUCGCUCAUCGCUUCCUCCAGGGGCCUCCAAGCAAUAAUAGCCGCCGCCAUCUGUGCUCAAUGUGUGGAUGCGGCCGGUGGUAGCGAGGACAGCAGCACGGACAGUGGACCCAUCGCCGAGGGAGACGAGGAUGCCGGCGUGGCAGCAGCACAGAAGGCCCUGGCAGCCGCGGGGGCUUCUGGGACCUCUGGUGACCAGACUGGUUCAUGCGUCGGCUGCAGUCGCCCGCUGGCCAGAACCGACUCCCGACACAGCGAGUGAUGACUCCACACCGACACCCUGGACUACUUAUCAACUUCCAAGGAGUGGCGUCGAUUCUACGUUCCCUUCGUGUACUCCUGUACUUUCACUCCCGAAUAGGUUUAGUUCACUUCCUGCACACUAUACACUUCAACUAUUGAGGAACCAACCACACCCACAGUGCUAUAGUUUCCUGCUUGCUCUUCUCUGCCGUAAAGAGCUUACAAUCUGAACAUGUUACCCGGCUCUUUCUGGCAAUCGGCCAUGCC
Rhipicephalus sanguineus (brown dog tick) is the source of this 2206-nucleotide messenger RNA. RefSeq names its product histidine decarboxylase (gene Hdc). The record is from RefSeq and is a predicted model, not a curated record. Gene Ontology annotation, biological process: L-histidine catabolic process; histamine biosynthetic process. Gene Ontology annotation, molecular function: histidine decarboxylase activity; pyridoxal phosphate binding. Bases 3 to 1958 code for a protein of 651 amino acids. Lineage: Eukaryota; Metazoa; Arthropoda; Arachnida; Ixodida; Ixodidae. The transcript has 15 exons.